AUGGCGUGGAACAGCACCAAGACUAGUGAAUCUCCUACAUCCUCCUGCCCGAGCGGAUCUCCUUCGCCGGGAGAUAGCUUCGGAGCAGGGGCUGGCACCUUCGCCGAGUUCCUUGAGCAACGGCGGCAGUACGGCGGAUCCGUUGAUCUGCACGUACCCUCUGUGCUGCUGGCGCCCGCCGCAUGCGGGCACUGCGGGAAGCUGGAGGAUCUUAGGCGGGGUCGGAACACCGACAGCGACAGCGACCUAAGCGAUCACAGGAUGACGGUGCCGGACGCAUCGCUCGCCGAGCAGAUCACCUUCGAGGGGAGCUCCUGCUUCACGUGUGCCAAGGAGAUCUUCCUGGCGACCGACUGGAUCGACGGCGGCAAGGACCGCCACGACACACCACUGCACUACGCCGCCAGGUCCGGAAACCUCAGGAUGCUUUUCCACUUAAUUUGUCAGCUCGGCGACUUGUAUGGCCAUGAGUGGACGGUGCUAGUGGUGAGGAAGCUCAACGUUCAUGGCGAGACGGCCUUGCACGAGGCGGUCAGGCUGGGAACAAGCUCAAUGUGCAUGGUCGGGAUGCUCAUGUGGGUGGAUCCACACCUGGCGCUGCAUCAUGCAGCUCAUCUUCCUGGCAGCACCUCACCGCUGUACCUGGCUGUCUCCCUGGGGCACAAGGACAUGGCAGAGAUGUUGCACAACAAAAGUGGCGGCAACCUCUCUUACUCCGGCCCCCGUGGACAAAACGCACUGCAUGCCGCGGCUCACCGUCCAAACGGUAUGAUAGAAAUGCUACUAGCUUGGAACAAGGAUCUUAGCGAACAUAAGGACAAAAAUGACAGCACCCCUCUUCACUAUGUCGUUUCGGAGCAGUCUGAAGCUUCGACCAAUAUUAGUAUCAUGGAUGAGUUGGAGAAACAUGCAAUAUUGUGUGUACUUGAUGCUAACCCAUUUGCAGCAUAUCAGCAUGAUAAGAAUGGUCUGUUACCUGUACAUGUUGCUGCCUUGAUGGAUAGGAAAGUCGCCAUCCUUAUUCUCCUCGAAAGAUGCGGUGGUUGCAUCGCUCUUCCUGAUAAGAAGGGUAGAUCCUUUCUUCACAUUGCUGUCAGGAACAAGGUCUACCGUAUAGUAAAAUAUUCUUGUCAAGAAGAAGUUUUUGAGCCAAUACUGAACGCACGGGACAAUGAUGGCAACACUGCAUUACACCUAGCUGUGGAGGUUGAGGAUUUACACAUCUUCUGUUAUCUCUUGCGGAAUCCAAAAGUUUUAUUAAAUGUAAGAAACAACAAGGAUCAAACUCCGCUGGAUCUAGCAAGGAACAAGACUCUCACAGAUUUUUCCUAUGUACUGAAUCCGGAGAACGCAAUAUACAAGACACUCAGGGAUGUCGGAGCUAGGCAUGGCAGCUUCUUUCAAGACCAUGUUCAACAUCUCUGCAUUCAGAAUCAGUUGUCAAACCUAAAAGACGAAGAUAAUAAAUCAGAAGAAGUGGAUGAUUUGAAGAAGCAUAAGAAGAAAGAGGGUGAAGAGAAUCAAUCAGAAGAAGUGGAUGAGUUUGAGAAGCAUACCCAAAAAAAGGAUAAAAAGAAAAAAGAGGCGAAGCGUAAGAAAAAAGAGUAUGAAAAGAAAAAAGAUGCGGACCGUAAGAAAAAAGAGGAUGAAGAGAAAAAAGACUCUGAUCAGUUGACUGAUUCGACCCGGACACUUGGCCUUGGCUCGGUACUCAUCACAACGAUGACAUUCGGUGCAACAUUCACCGUACCUGCGGCAGUCAAAGCAGGCAACAGUAGCAACGGUGGCACUGCAAGACUUUUCAGUACCUGGCAUUUCAAUGGGUUCCUGGCCGUCAACACGUUUGCUUUCCUCUUCUCCUUGAUAGCUACAGUUGGCCUUAUGUUCUCCGGCAUGUCCAUGGUUAAACUGCAAGUCCGCCGAAAUUACUUCAGGUUAUCCGUGCUCUCUGCCUGGAUUUCGCUCACCUACUUGACUGUUGCAUUUGGCCUUGGCGUACGUACUGUGCUGGCUCCAGUAGGUGGCAUGGUUUCCAAUUUGAUACUCUUCCUGACUUCUCUUCCGCUGAUCUACCUUAAUUUAGAUUUUAUCAGCGAAAUGGGCCUUACUUACCGACCGUUGUCUGUCAGACGGGGCCAUAAAUUUGUAUGCCGGUUAUUUAUACCCCAUAUAGUUGGGAGGGGUCUAAUUCAGUUUUGGCCCUACAUAUAUAUCUUUUUGUGGGCAGCGGCAACUAAAUCUGUGCCUUGA
Molecule: messenger RNA, 2250 nt
Organism: Triticum turgidum subsp. durum (durum wheat)
Lineage: Eukaryota; Viridiplantae; Streptophyta; Magnoliopsida; Poales; Poaceae
Source: the annotation of a GenBank genome assembly